Penicillium hordei is the source of this 837-nucleotide messenger RNA. RefSeq names its product class I SAM-dependent methyltransferase. The record is from RefSeq and is a predicted model, not a curated record. The coding region runs from base 1 to 837 and encodes 278 amino acids. The transcript is spliced from 3 exons. Lineage: Eukaryota; Fungi; Ascomycota; Eurotiomycetes; Eurotiales; Aspergillaceae.
AUGGCAUCCAAUACAGAGGGACCUAAAGACCACUGGUCAGCCGAAGCAUAUUCCGCGUCCGCAUCCUUCGUGCACUCCGUAAAAAUCACCGCCAAGCUCCUCACUUCUCUGGACCCUAAGCCAACAGACAAGGUCCUUGAUGUCGGCUGCGGCGACGGGAAAUUCACAGCGAACUUCCUUCCCGCCAUAGAAUCCGUCUUGGGCAUUGACGCUUCUGCGUCCAUGAUUCAGUCUGCGAACAAAGACUACGCAAGCGCCAAAGCCAGUUUCCGCGUUGUGGAUUGCCGGUACCUGGAGAAAGAAACCUCCAUUGUGAACGGAUCAUGGGAUAAAGUAAUCUCCAACGCAGCCCUCCACUGGAUCCUACGCGAUGAGUCGACGCGCAUGUCGACACUUCGCGCAAUCCACGGCUGUCUGAAGCCGGGCGGCACGUAUGUGUUUGAGAUGGGUGGACAUGGUAACGUUGCCGAGGUUAAGACAGCCCUUAUCUAUGCACUAGUGCAGCAGGGUAUCCCCAUCGAAAAAGCAAGAGAAACAAGCCCUUGGUUUUUCCCAUCUGAUACUUGGAUGACAAGUGCGCUGGAAGAGAUCGGGUUCAAGGUCGAAAAUGUUGAGCUCGAGUACCGCCAAACAGAACUCACCACUGACGCCAAGGGCGGUUUGGAGGGAUGGGUUAGACUGAUGGGAGCCCAGUUCUUAGAUGUGCUCCCCGAGGAAAAGCGGGAUACUGCAGUGCAGCAGAUUUGCGACGUGCUGCAGGAUGUUGUUACUCGUGUUGAAGAUGGGAGCCAGUGGCUGGGAUAUGUGAGACUGAGAGGUAUUGCGAAGAAGAUUUAA